Messenger RNA from Drosophila busckii, 3305 nucleotides. It is a transcript of the gene Mitf, whose product is annotated as microphthalmia-associated transcription factor. Gene Ontology annotation, molecular function: RNA polymerase II cis-regulatory region sequence-specific DNA binding; protein dimerization activity; DNA-binding transcription factor activity, RNA polymerase II-specific. The transcript is spliced from 9 exons. Gene Ontology annotation, cellular component: nucleus. Bases 180 to 2789 code for a protein of 869 amino acids. NCBI's taxonomy places the organism in Eukaryota, Metazoa, Arthropoda, Insecta, Diptera, Drosophilidae. The record is from RefSeq and is a predicted model, not a curated record. Gene Ontology annotation, biological process: regulation of transcription by RNA polymerase II.
UAUGUUUGAAUAUUUGGCAGCGUAAAAAAAGCGUUCAAAAAAAAUUCGUUGCCAAACUAUAAUCAUUUCGAAUUUACAUUCGGACGGGCGAACGACAUCAAGAUCAAGGCCUAUGUACAUUCAUAUGUGAAUAGAAAAGCGACAGAAGAGCAUAUUGAAAGCGGAAGUAGCGAACGAGCAUGUUUUCUUAUUGGUCUAAAAAAGUGAAUAGGACAACUGGAGAGAAGGCUGCGUCGCCGACUGGUCUCAAAUCAUUGGAGCCCUUGGAGAAAAAUGAAGCUGAAAAUAUGGAUGUGACAACAAAGGAGACAAACGUGUUGCAAUCGUCAUCAUCAGAUGAACGACUGCAGGAGUUUCAAGAGUUUUUAAAACGUCUGGAAACAAUGCAAAUGUCAUCAUUGUCAACGCAGCCGGUUAUCUACAACAAAUUAAUGAACCCGACAACGUAUCAUCAUGAACAGCGUCAUGCUCACUCGAGUCCAGGUAUUGAGCUCGGCGUUGAGCCAUCUACAUUAAUGGAACUUGAUGAGCUUUACAGAGAUAAUAAAAUGAAGCCCAUACCAUCCACUAACAUACGUGUAACUGUGGGAAUAGAUAAGGACUUGGAAAUGAUCUUAGAAAUGGAUCCAAGUAUUGUGGAUUUGGGUAAUGUUGAAAACAUAACUGAAACCCGGAUUGUUGGCUUGCCACCACUGACGGGUGGACCCACCUUUAAAACUGUCACACCUACAUCCCGCACACAACUAAAGUUGCAAUUACAACGGGAGCAGCAACAGCAAGAGCAGCAACAGCUACAACAGCAGCAUCAACAAAUGCUGAUUCAACAACAGUUGCAACAUGCAGAAGAUCAAUCGAUGCUCAAUAUAUUUGGAAUGCAAAGAAGUACUGAGUCGGAUAUAAUUGAUAGUAAUAACACCAGUGCAUGUGGAAGUGGAGCAUCCAGUCUGGACCACUUGUCGCAACUGUCGCAAAAGGAUCGGCUGCAUCCUAUCACAUCCAAUCCCGCAACACUCAAAGUCCCUUUACCCAGUAUCGGUGUCGAUGUUCCACCUCAGGUUCUUCAAGUAAGUACUGUUCUGGAGAACCCAACAAGGUAUCAUGUUAUCCAGAAGCAGAAAAACCAAGUGAGGCAAUAUCUUAGUGAAUCGUUCAAGCCAUCACUAUGGGGUUGUCACAAUCACACGAACUUAGAUUCUAACAUUCAAAUUGCAAAUCCCUCUUCAUCAUCCACUGGAAAUCUUCAAACAUCGCCCGUUGCCAACAGGCUCGCUCAAAUGAAUGAUCGUCCCCAUAGCUUUGGUUGCGAUGCAGUAGCUGCUAAUAUAAAUCAAAAGCAAAACAAUUCUGAUGAAAAUUCAUCAUCUAUGCAAAUAUCCCAAUUCGGUCCAAAUGGCAACAGAAGGGGUACUAAUGUGUUUGAUAACCAACAUUCGUGCGAUGCUGUUCAAAAAAGCCAUCUAUAUAGCAACAAAGUAACAUCUAGUUUAAGCUCAUCAAUAACGAGCAGAAGUGCAGCCAUGUCAAAUGCAAUUCGAAACUCAAAUUACUCUGGAGCCAGUACAGCGAGUCCCAUACAAUCAACAUCCGCUCCAAUGUCCCCCAGCCUAAGCUCUGUGGCGACAAGUGCGUCAGAGCUUCCUUCGUUUGACAGCGAUGCAGAUGAUAUUUUUGAUGACAUACUGCAAAAUGAGUCUUUUAAUUUUGACAAAAAUUUUAGCUCUGAGUUAUCGAUUAAGCAGGAGCCUCAAAAUUUAACGGAUGCCGAAAUAAAUGCACUUGCCAAAGACCGACAGAAAAAGGAUAACCAUAACAUGAUUGAGCGUCGACGGCGAUUUAACAUAAAUGAUAGAAUCAAAGAGCUUGGCACGUUGCUGCCAAAGGGCAGUGAAGCUUUCUACGAAGUGGUUCGUGAUAUAAGACCCAAUAAGGGCACAAUUUUAAAGUCAUCGGUGGAUUAUAUUAAGUGUUUAAAACAUGAGGUUUCACGCCUGAGGCAAAAUGAAUGUCGUCAACGCCAAAUGGAGCUGCAAAACCGAAAGCUCAUUGCUCGGAUAAGGGAAUUGGAAAUGCAAGCCAAAUCACACGGAAUUCCAUUGCCUGACUACAAUAUUACAUCUGUAUCGGCGCCAACUCCUGCCUAUAUCAAGUGCUCAAGUCCUUCUCGUCCUUUUCCGGCGUCAGUUUCUGCUGUUCAGAGUAGGUCUGCAAUUUCCUUGAUAGACGAUGUAAGGGAAAACAAGAUAUCUGUAAUGAACUGUGGUCCAAACCUGGGUAUGAACCAAAUUGAUGAGCUAAUGGAAGACUGCAAACAUCCAGUGCAGGGCGGUGAUCCACUGCUUUCCUCGCACAGUAGCCAUUUGAUUUCAGCUCCUCAAUCGCCAGUUAACACAAGGAUACAGUGUUGUAGCUUUGGAACCAAGAGCAACUCAAUUGCAGCUCUGUACAGUGAUACAACAGAAGGUGUUAAUUUAAACGAUGGUGUCCAUAGUAAAUGUAGCUCACACUCGGAUCAUUGCCGUCGAGGAAUAACUGCUCAACAGUCGCACCAGCGCCAUCACAUAGAUGAUAAUCACACGCAUACAGCAUUUGAUAUGCUAGCUGAUUGUGAUGGUCCUGUGCAUGAUCCUUUGCUGUCAUCAUCGCAGCGAUCCCACGAAGUUGACGAUGAGCAGCACCAAUCAGUAGAUUUAUCCGCUUCUAUGAUAAAUGACUCGCUAUCCUCGCUGGUAGAUGAUGCCCAUAGCGAGCCUAUGCUUUUAGCGUCUGAUACGCUAGACAUUGACCUCUGAUCUAAUAGUAUUAUAAUACACAUUGUCCAAUGUAUACAGAUAUAAGUAUUAUUAUCCUUGGACUAAUGUCUCAAAAUCAAAAUCUUAUUUCAUUAAUUUACGAUUGCCAAUUGUUAUUGGGAGUAUGUGACGCAAAGGACACUAUGUGUUUAUAUAUGUGUACUCCUCUUUUUUAGAUAAAUAUAUCCAUACAAAUGCAUUCCAAUGGGCUUCAGUUAUCUGCAUAACCUAACAAACAACAUUGCAAUAUCUAUUGUACUUAUUAUUAUUACGUACAUACAAAAAUGCAUAUUACCUGUGUAUUAUAUUUUGUUGCAAUGUUUUUCUAUAGCAACCUAAGUUACCUCUGUUCUCAACUAUUUAUAAUUUAUGUAUAUAUAAUUUUGUUCAGUUCAAUGCAGUCCUGAAAUUCUAUUGUAUGAUUUAUUAUCGCAUGUUUAUGUUAUAAUGUUGUUGUUUUUUUUAACUGAUAGUUAUACACUAUAUCAAUUGUUCAGCCACAAGCAUGUUAUAUAU